Molecule: messenger RNA, 1830 nt
Organism: Fonsecaea nubica
Lineage: Eukaryota; Fungi; Ascomycota; Eurotiomycetes; Chaetothyriales; Herpotrichiellaceae
Exons: 3
Coding region: 1-1830 (609 amino acids)
Source: RefSeq, a predicted model, not a curated record
AUGGUCAAAGACAAGUCGCGGAAACACGCAAAUGGCAAGCGUCAUUCGAGUGUCACUCCGCAGAAAUCCACCCGCCUCACGCAAGACAUUGUCGAUCUCACCAAAACGGACCCGUGGGCUCACCAGGCGAGACGAGCACGGUCUGUCGCGGCGGGUGCCGUUCCCGGCUCCGGUUCCAAACUGACACCACUGUCACCGGCCUUUGACGGGAGAAGAGUUGUGGAUGGAGGAUCGGCACCGCGUCUACAGACCACGAUCGAAGUUCCGCAAGAUCCCAAAUCAAACCCCACCUUCAUUUUUCAACAGCUGGCCUUGUCCAAGAAUCGUGCCAACACUCGACCUUCGUUCUAUGGAGCAGUAGGCGCCGACGACGGCGAAGCUUCGAGCAGGAGUGAUGCCACCGAGCGUGACAGUACUCCGACUCCCGGCCACACAGGGACCAGAGACAAAAAUAAGCCAAAGAAGAAGAGGAAGUCUGCUGAGGGCAAUGGCAGGGAGCAGCCGCAAGACAGGGGAAAUGAUAAGAGGUCAGCAGACACGGGAAAAGCUCAGCAUCAGGAGAAAGAGGCCAGGCAGCGAGAAGACAAGAAGAAACGCAAGGACGAGAAAAAGAAGAAACAGCCGACCAAUCCAACAGAGGCACAACCAGCUACUACAGUCGAGUCACGGAAGCGCAAACGUAACGAUGAAGAAGCCGAGACCUUCAAACGCCGCGUCGAAGUCGAAGCUAAUGCGGUCAAGAGACUUCGGGAAAGUCUUCCAGCCGUCCGCCUUGACCGCGUGUCCCGCAGACUUGAACGGGAAGAGGGCAUCAAGCCGACCGAGAUGGCUGUGCUGCUCGUUGCCUCUAGAGAAACAAUCAUCGACCUCGCGAGACAGCAGGUGUUGCAAACCGAAAGGGCCCAGAAGACCAUCCAGGACGAGUUGUUGAGAAUACUGAAGGAACAGAAUGAGAGGCUCGCCGAGCUGGAGGGAAAGACCAAACCCAGCGCGGCGCCGUUGUCGGUGAAACAUGCUCCGGAGAGGGAGGUCGAGGUGAUUGACGACACCUCUUCUUCCUCCUCUUCUGACGACAGCAGCAGUGACAGCGACGAUGACGAUGACAAUGACGACGACGACGAAAGUGUACAGGAGUCACAUCUCGGGAAGAAAUCCAAUAAACCCUUGCCAGCGCAGAAACCUCUUGACAGAUGCCCGACUCAGUCAAAGAUUGAAGCAUUACUACGUGAACUCGAUGACGACAUUGAAGACUUUGCAGGACUUCUGUCAAAGACACAACUAACGAAAAGUGCCACUUCUACGGUCAUCCUUCCCGAUGGCGUGCGCAUGGCGGUUACCCGCUGCAACAAUAUCAAGAACUUUGCUCUUGACCUCUAUCAAGCCUUGGGUAUGGUCUGUCGCGAGCACUCGGAACAUCGGUUUGCCCUCAGUCUCAGUACAACAUCGGCGAGGCAAAGAGCCGAGUUUACUCUGAUGUACACGCAACCAUCACCUCUCGGACCUAAUGAGGCGCCUCGCAACGCCUAUCACACCCAACGUGUGCGCCUGAAAAUUGAAUCGGCUCUGGCCGAUGUUGUGCAACAAAAUGUACACGAAGCAGUUCAUGAAGCCGAUUCUAGCGUUCAUUCAGAGCUUCUUAAGACGCAAAAGAGACACCGAGAACCUAGUCCACCACCAAAGAAGCUUCAGAAGAAGGCGCGGAGGGUAGUGUUCAAGACUGCUGAUGUACUACAGCCUUCAGCGCCGCAAAUGGAUGACCCAGAAGACUCUUGCACACAUUCGGAUCUGCACAAUUUCUGCACGUGUCGUCCAAGAAUUGAACGACAUUGA